Messenger RNA from Alternaria atra, 960 nucleotides. RefSeq lists its product as uncharacterized. The transcript has a single exon. The coding region runs from base 1 to 960 and encodes 319 amino acids. Gene Ontology annotation, molecular function: ATP binding; protein kinase activity. The record is from RefSeq and is a predicted model, not a curated record. Lineage: Eukaryota; Fungi; Ascomycota; Dothideomycetes; Pleosporales; Pleosporaceae. Gene Ontology annotation, biological process: protein phosphorylation.
AUGUCUAGCACGGAUUCAGCGGAUGAUCGCCUGCCAGAAGCGUGUGGGGAUACUUUUGAAGAUCACUUUUCGCCCCUGGGUGUAGCUGGAAUCGGCUCUUUUGGUAUAGUCUUCUCCGCAACGACCAAAUCGAAGCUGCAUAUCCAAGAGACCAGAACCCUGCAACAUCGGGAAGAAUCUGAUGGCACGGGCACGCAAGCGCUACAAGCAGUUAAGCUGUGUCUUCCAGGAUGUCCUUCGGGCAUCAAAGGCAGUACUAUCAGGCUGCUCGCCGAGAUGGAGGCGAUGAAACGCGUGUCGCAGAAUAGGACAGAAUCCGUGCGGCAUCUUUUUGCAGAACUCUACGAGUACAACACGUCGAAUGAGCCCUGGUACAGUAUGGAGUUGAUCCUGCCUGGCAUAUCACUUCAACAGGUCUUUGACGUCGCUAAUGCGGCCUCACAUCCCGUUCCUGAAGAGAUAGUCUUUCAUGUGGCUGAUCAGGCUGCUCGCGCAUUCCACUUCUUACAUGUCGACUGCAGACUGGUUUGCACAGACAUCAGCCAGAGCAACAUGAUGCUCCGUUAUCCUGGAAGAGAGGUCCCUGUCAUGCCGGACCUAGUCUUGAUCGACUGGUCGUUCUGGGCGGAGGCUAGCGACAGGACGACAACUUGCGCCGUGCAGAACCUGUACCACUGCUUGUUCCCAGUAUUCUUUGACUCGGGCUGGCGCUGUGGUCCACACCACGACCAGGACUCGUGUGCGGCCAGUGGUGUUCUCCACGGCUGCGAGUGGCUGGACUUGCAAAGCCUCAUGGGCAGCAGGCAGAGCACGUUGAGCUCUUUCUCUGACAGCAUACAGACGACGGUGAAACAUAUGCGAAGAGAGACCAUGCACAAUGCUGGGAGGGUAGAGGCAUUCGGACAUCUCCUACUGGCGUCCGCAGACACCUCCACAGCGGAGACGCAGGAAGGGUCUUGA